AUGCUGUUUAUCAACCUGAAGGAAAGGAAGAUGAUCAAGCGGCAUCAGGAAGGUUUGUGCUUUCCUGCAACUUCCCUGCAAGAAACAGAGCUUUCUCAUGAAGUAAGAACACUUUAAUUAUUUGGAAUUAUAAAAUUUAUGAACUGCAUAGAUUCCUAAAAUUUUUAUUAGGGAGUUCAUUUUCGUUCCACUCCGAAAAUGAAAGAAAAAAUGAGCAGAGGGGAAUUUUUUGCAGGGAUGUUCGUUGGAUGUUUCAAAAUCAUUCUUCCUCUUUCAGAAAAUGAAAAAAAAAGAAAGCCAAAAUCGCAAUCCUGGGUUGCGGACACGGGCAUUUGUGUGCGAUUCGCCAGGCGAAUAUGCAGAAGGAGCGGGCUCAUUUUCUGUGGAGACUUUCAGGUACUUUUCUUUAACUUCGGUUUCUCAUGCUAUUCAAAAAACAAAAUAUAGGCAAGAUAAAAACUUUUUUUUCAGUCACUUUGGUGGAUAUGGUGAUCAGACACCAUCAGGUGGCCAUAUGGCCUACAGAAAAGUGAGUUUUACUGGAAAGAAUAUUCUAAUUGGUAUAGGAAAAAGAAAUGAAGAUAAUUUUUUGUUUCAUAGUUUUGAAAAAAAAGAAUUUUUUCGAAUUAAGUCAACAUUUUUCAGUCAUUUUGGACGGGGUGGUGAUCGUCAUGCGUCGAAAUCGGCUCGGACUUAUGAGGCAGUUUUCCGAAUUAACGGUAAGCCUAAAAGAUAAUUUUUAUCUAUUCUAUACUACAACAAGUUGACUAAUUUUUUUUUGAAUCUCUUUUUUUCAGUCAUGUUGGAUGGCAUGGUAUUGGUCUUGUAAGCUCUGAAUCUCACGUCUGGAAUCGAAGCCCCAAAAAAGUGAGUUUUCACAAAAAGAAAGAAAUUCGUUUUGAAAAUGAAAGAAAUAAAGUGGUAUUUUCAGAAAUGCUGGAUGAGAUGGUGAUGAACCACCAAUAGAGCGGCCCACCGAAAAAACUUAGAGGGAAAAGAGCAAAGGCUCGCUGGGGCUUCAGAAACGAGGUCAGUAACUUUUCUUUUGAAAAAAAUUUUUUCUUUUAUUCCUGCUUCUUGACUUUACAAAAGAAAAUUGACUAAUUCAUUUAGGUUUAUUUAAAAUCGAAAAUUUUUCUUUCAGCCAUCUGAACGGGAAAGUGAUGUUCAUCGGCAUGUGGACCCAAAACCAAGAGGUUUUUGUUCCUUUCGCAGAAGGAUGGUUCACGCAGUUUCCUGGUCCCCCAGAAGGCAAGUUCAAUUUAUAUGGCAACAUACGUUACAAAUUCAUGUGAUUUUCAGUCAAGAAAACCCAUUUCGAGCAUUAACAAUGACAAAUAUAGAUUCGAGAAAAAAAGUUGCGUUAUUCCAUUUUUUUCUAAAUGUGAAUUAAAGUUUUUUUAUGUCAGUGAAUCAUUUUUUUCGGACAAGUUGGAAAGAAAGUUUUAUCAUUCAUUAAAUAAAAAAACCUCUAUAACUUUUUAUUGAGAAGUUCAGUUUUUGUUCCAACACGAGAAUGAACUGAAUAGUUAUAGAAAAAAUGAAUAAAAAAGUGGAUAUUUUUUUUCAGGGAUCUUUGUUGGAGUGGUAAUCAGCCGCCAGUCAGAACAAAAAAAGAAAAAACGCGGUGCUGGGUUGUGGCCACGGCUUUUUUGACCCGAUUAUUUCGCGUCUGGCGGCUAUCGCAGGUCGCAUCGAAACACUGUGAGUUAAAAAUUUAGAUGCUUGAAGAUAUAAACACGGCUUUUUUUCACAAAACGACAAGUUUUCAGGUUUUUAGGGUUUUGUUUAUUAAUAGUAUCAUCAUUACAGUGCGGCCACUGCAGGAACCUCGGUAUGCCUGAUUGGAAGACGCACAACCGGUUCCACUGCAAGAGGCUGCAGGACCUGGCCCCUGCAGAACUUGCGGGGCCAGCAAUCAAAACAAUCACACGGCGUCGUGAGUUUUCCAGUCCAUUGAAUGUAUUAUUGUUUUUGCGGUGAUUAUCACAUUUUUUUAUUCUGAUUUCAGUUUUUCUAGAUCAAAGAAAUAAUGAUAAAUUCAAGUUUUCAGGCACAAAUGUAUUCAAAACUCACUGAUUUAUUUUCAGCGAUGUUGGUCGGGAUGGUGAUCGACCGCCGAUCGAUUUCCUUGUCUGCUGCGGGGACUUUCAGUUAUUUUUUUAACUUCGGUUUUUUUCAUGCUAUUCAAAAAAACAAAAACAAGAUAAAAAAACUUUUUUUCAGUCAUUUUUGGUGGAUGUGGUGAUCAGGCACCAUCGGGUGGCCAUAUGGCCUACAGAAAAAGUGAGUUAUACUAAAAAAAUAUAAUAAUUGACAUAGGAAAAAAAAAUGAAGAGCCUUUUUUUGUUUCAUAGUUUUUGAAAAAGGGAAUCUUUUUGAAUAAAGUCAACAUUUUUCAGUCAUUUUGGACGGGGUGGUGAUAAACCACAAUUAGAAACAACGCAAAGUUGUUGACUCCUGACAGAACGGACACCAUCAAGCGGCGUCAGGUUUGUGUUUUUUUCUCACAAUUUUUCCUGCAAAUUUUGUCGAAAAUGGGAGUUCUUUAACGGAUUAAGAGCGCCAUUCUCAUUUUGGAAUUUUAGGCUCACUAUUUUUGUCCUUCCGGCACAUCAACAACUGCAGAUGCAGUUUGGACACGUUCCCGUGAGUUUUUCUUGCCAAAAAGUUUGAAAUUUCACGAUGAAGACUUUCACAAAAAAAGAAUAGUAAAUUCGAAGUUAUAUGACAUGGUAAAAAAAUAAAUCCAGAAAAAAAUUGACUAAAUUUUUUUGGUUCGACAAGAAAAAAAUGGAAAAAAAUAAGGUUAAAAAAACCCCAAGGACAAAUGAUGUUAAUUCAUAAAUUUUUGUAGAGGUUAUUAAAUUGAGAUCCGUGUAGUUUUUAGAGAAAAAAAGGUGAGCAUUUGAUAAGGAAAAUGACAAAAGGAAUUUUUCUUAAACUCAACGAAUUUUUUUAGAGAUGUUGGUAAGGAUGGUGAUCAACCACCGAAAAAUCAUCCGGCCUUCGUUUCGCGCAGUGCCGCUGGAGUAGUCUUCUAUCCCAUCGAGGAGCUUAUCGUCAACAAAAACCAACGUGGGCCCCACCAGAAGUUGGACAUCAAGGUUUAGUUCUGUUGAAAUGUAGCGACGAGGUUUCGAAGAUUCCUAAUUUUUUUGUCCAAACUAGCAGGAAAAAGUUCUAAUUUCUGAAAUUUCUCAAGCUCAUAAAUUUAACUAAAAAAAUUGAAGAGAACUAAAAAAAUAUAAAAAAAUACGAAAUCAUUUGACAUGAAAAAAACAAAUUUCAAAAAAACUCCAAAUUCUUUGAAACCAAAGUAAACAUUUUUCUUUCAGUGA
Molecule: messenger RNA, 3341 nt
Organism: Caenorhabditis auriculariae
Lineage: Eukaryota; Metazoa; Nematoda; Chromadorea; Rhabditida; Rhabditidae
Source: the annotation of a GenBank genome assembly